UUCCAGGGUCAGACACUCGCCGGCAGCUCCGCCACACAGUCCACUGAGCCUGGAGGAACUUUGUGUGUGUGUGUGUGUGUGUUUAUAUGUGUGUGUUUAUGUGAGUGUGGAGCGACACUUUAAAGUAAGAAAAGUGAGAGUCGAGUCUGUCUCGCGCCACGUCUGUGUCUCGUUUCGGGGAAGUUGCCUUUCUCUGAACAUCUGUGAACCUCUGCCUUCAGGCUCGCGCUCCGGCAGCGUAGAGAGGAAAGUACGUGUUCCGCUUUAGACUGACUCACUGGCAGACACACACACGCUCAUCCACCCAGACAGCUGCGUGUCUCCCUCCGUGUCUGCCGGGCCCCGGGGCUGGAGGAGCAGCUGAUCCGGGCCACCGCCACUGUUUUCCGGCUCCCGUCAGGUGAAAGGCGUGGCGCUGGGCGUGGGCGGCUUUGUUUCAACAACACCUGAGAGAGUUGUAACCGGAGAACUGGGCAGAGCUGGAGCCCGCCCGGGUUGGGGAGCUGAUAGCGGUUUAUUUGCCUCAGAGGAAAAUAUCUUCCAGCGGUCUGGUUUGUUCCAGGGCACGAAAUCAAUAUGGACCGUAAUGACAGAUCGCACUUCUUCGAGGUUUGACCCCCCGGACGCAGAGUGGAAACUGGGUCAAAGUGGUUUCAGUCUUUAACUAUUUACUGACCGGUGGGUUUACUGGGGGUCAUGGCUCUAUCUCAGAUCCAAUGCCUGGACGAUCACCACGUCAACUGGCGCGUCAGCGAGAGCAAACCAGAGUUUUUCUACAGCGAGGACCAGAGGCUGGCCCUCGAGGCUCUCGUCACCGAGGGCCGCGACGCGUUCGCUGAAUGCAUCCGCAAGCAUGGCGUCCGGGAGUUCCUUUCGGAACCGGAGCUGGAGCGGAUUGUGCACACGGCGGAAGCAUACAGGCCCGGAUACGAGCAUCACCAGAGACCCGAAACGCCAGGGCCGGGAAACACAACCCCGGGGCCCUGGGAAGAGACUGGAGACGGUGAGGUGUCUCUUGAGUAUUGGCCGGACCGGUCUGAGGCUUCGGUGGCGGAGCUGGACCUGGGCUGGCCCGAGUCUAUCUCAUAUCGAGGGGUCACGCGCGUGACCGUGCACACACAGCCCCCAACCGAGGGGCACACGCACAUCAAGGAGGUGGUACGCAAGAGCAUUGCGUCAGCUCAGAAGGUGAUAGCUGUGGUCAUGGAUGUGUUUACAGAUGUGGAUAUCUUUCGGGACCUGCUGGAUGCAGCCUACAAACGUAAAAUUCCUGUGUACAUAAUCAUCGAUAUGGCUGCAGUGCCCUGCUUUCUUUCCAUGUGUGGCAGAGCUGAUAUGCACCGUGGACACCUAAAGAAUCUGCGGGUGCGCUGCUGUGGAGGCGUGGAGUUCUUCACACGGUCAGCACAGAAGGUGCGUGGGUCUCUGAGCCAGAAGUUUCUUCUGGUAGAUGGAGACAGAGCCAUCUCUGGCUCAUACAGUUUUACCUGGUCUUCAUCUCGUCUGGACCGUAACCUCAUCACUGUGAUCACAGGACAGGCGGUGGAGACCUUUGACCUCCAGUUUCGUGACCUUUAUUUCACGUCCAGAAGCGUGUCACUCAGCAAGGUUCCCAUGGCAGACGAACCAGUCCCCGACCCUCUCCCUCAGGCAGCACCCGCUCCUGUGCCGGCUUCUGUUGCAAGGAAACUCAUCAAUCCCAAAUAUGCUCUUGUUGCCAUCGGGACCCACACAAGUCCCACCUCAUCUGACCAGAACUCCAGCAACAAGAACUCCCAGAAGCCCACAGGGCUCAAAGUGAUGAAAGGACGGCUGAGGGAAGUUAUCGAAGAGCCCCCUAUACAUCCGGGAUUAGCCAGUCUGGAGAGAGCAUACCUGAUCCCGUACCUGCCCACCUGGCCUGAGCCAGAUCCACCAAGUGACGUGAUUGGCUUUAUCAACAUCAGGGAUGAUAAGCGGGCCAAUCAGGUUCACUUACAGAGGUCGGAGAGGUUUGAGAUUAGUCAGGCUAUACGUUUCAGCUCACCACUUUUACAACCAGCCCAGACUGAGGAACCUGCUUCACAUCCGGCUGCAACAGCUGAAGGAACGGCUGAAAACCUUACUGGGAAUACAAGCCCGAAAGUUUCAACUCCUGUGAGUCCAACUGACAAACCGCUCACAUCGCCCACAGCUCCCAACACAGACCAACCCGAUUCCCCUGAACAACCCAACACAUCUCCAGCGCAGGAUACACACAAACCAACUGCAAACACUUCCACAUCACCAUCUAGUGUUACUGCUACUUCACAACCAACAGAAAAGGCUGCAGAACCACCAGAGACACAACCUGUAGCACCUCCUGUUCCUAAACGGCGCACUCUGCAGCUAGUCAUUGAACCUGUCUCCUCAGAGAAACCUGGUGAUACACUGGUCACUCUGGUAAAAAUGGACCAACUGGAGAGUGUAGAGGGCUCAGUUAACAAAAAGAGAACCCAGAAAGUGCUGACCCCAGGACGCGGCCGCUUAACGUCAAAGGAUCACAACCAGGACUCUGGCAGCAACGAUGAGGGCAGCCAAGACAGCACCAAGGUCAACUGUGACCGAGCAGCCAAUGAGCAGCCUUCGAGCAACUCCACAGCAUCAGAUGAGGAGUUUUAUGAUUGCUCACAGCCAGAGCCUAUUAACCCGUUAACCAAUGGAGUGACGACAGGGUCCGGCCGAGGACUUCGCCAAGGAGAUGGGUUCAACAUGAUGGCCCGCUUCUCUCAGAGCAUGCUGGACCUGCGGGAGCCCAGCCAGUCAGAAGACAGCGCUGCUCUCAUUCGCCAAUCACAGCAGCUGCGCAGACAGGAGCACCUUUCCCCACACAGGCACAUAGGACAGUUGUUUCAGACCUCGAGAUCUCCGGGUCGUGAUGCAAGAGCGAGAGGACCAACAGUAGUUCUUGCCAAACCAGGAAGUUAUCAUCGGCCCACCCGAGCAGCUGGCCCAGUGAUAGGAGGACACCGCUACUGGCAGGGCCAAAUGCUCCAGCCCGGCUCGACCCAGCUGCGGGUAGAGACCCGCUCUGGGCGGUCACCAAGACGGCACAGCCCCAGCUACAAGAAGGCAGCCAACACGUCACCGCAGCCGCCAGCCAACCAGGCGGGGUUACUUGGAAUGUCUUUCUCAAAACUCAACACUUUCAAACAUUUGAGAGCACGAGGGGGAGCGCAGCAGAAGAAAGCGUCUCAGAAUAAUAAGGCUGCUAGGUAGAUCUAUGCAAGGAUGUUAAUGCUUCAUUGUGGAAUUUUUUUUUUUUUUGUUUUAAUCUUCUUGUUUGGAAGCCCUGAAGCACGGCAUACAAGCUCUGCUUUGCUGAGAUGUUUUGGUGUGAUAUUCUGGAUGGUUUCAAAUGAGUGCCUGACCAAAAAAGGAAGUUUACUGACGUUUUUGUAAGGAAAUAAACUCUGAUAAUAACAUAUUGGUGUUUGUGUUUACAACAUGCAAAACAAGAUAGCAUGCAUUCAUGCAUUCAGUGAUCCGAGCUUUUUUUUAUGGUACUGUGUUUGGUCAGCUGUGAUUCUUCUCUUGACACCUCGUGCUCUUCAGAUUUAAAAACAGUGCUUUGAACAGAUCCUUCUGAAUUACCUCAACUGCUGUAUUGUACCGUGCAAUGUAUCUGUGACAUGUAAGAUCAGAUCGUGUCUCCGCACAGAUACAAUGAGGCUCUAGUGUUAAUAUGACUGGAAUUGGUUUCUGAUGGUGAGAGGACGUUGCUUUUAAAUCUUUGGCAGACUUCCCUGAUUACCUUUGCAAGACGUAUGAACAUGUGUGAAAAAAACUGACAUGGGACCAAAAAGUGAAUGUUGUAAAUAAAAAGACAGACAUACUUGCCCCAUUGCUUUGCUUCAACCAGCACCAGCAUGCUAUCUUGUUUCACAUAAAUCAUUAGUUCAUUUAAAAGUGCCACCGUACUAUAUAUACACACACAUUCAAGGAAGCUUACCACACUGAAAAUGAAAACCUAUUUCAAGCAUGCAAAUGAUCUGGAAAUCAUCCAUUGUAAAUGAUUAUGUACGAACACACUGAGGUAUUUAUAGGUAUGUCUGCUUUUGCUUCCUGCUUUGGAGAAAAAUAUAAUUGUAGUUUCUUGGUUUCUGAAGGGAUUUUUGUAGCCUGGGUUUGGCUCAAAAGCAGCAUCUGGGCAACAGGGUGCAGCCUGACUUUUCUUCUUUUUUGCUGAGGUUUGGGGAUGCAGUGACACUAGUGGAAUAGAGUCUAGUUGGUUACAAGUAUUCUGCCAUCAUUAUUUGGGAAGAGAAAGAAAAACAAAUGAUGAUGGAAAUGUCACAUUAGCCACAAUAACUGUACUGUAGUUACAGUUCACUUUCUCUGACCUAGGAACAGAACUUUUUCAAGGGAUUUGCACAUUUCCAUUUCUAUGUUAUGGACUUGAAGACAUUUUGUAUGCAUUCAUUUUCCAAUCUUGCUAUUUAAUGUGAUGAAUUAAAAAAAAAAAAAUUGAAACAUUUUGUAUUUUUGCACUGUUACCUGGAUAUAGUCAGGUUUUGGAAGUGCAGGGGUGACCAAUUAAUUUUCCCAAAGGGCUACCGGACUAAUAAGCUUAUAAAGCGAUAAAAAAAAUUUUUUUAAUAUUGAGUAGAAAGAGCUCAGCUUAUUUCAGAGGCCCUCCACAACAGUCCCAGUUUCUCAUGUGGGAAAAUUAAUUACCCACCCCUGUCCUAAAACUCUGGUGGUUUCUCCUUAAUUUGUGUGUAUAAAGUUGCUUCAAAAUG
This is a messenger RNA of Archocentrus centrarchus (flier cichlid), 4760 nucleotides long. It is a transcript of the gene sack1gb, whose product is annotated as family with sequence similarity 83 member Gb. Gene Ontology annotation, biological process: signal transduction. The record is from RefSeq and is a predicted model, not a curated record. The transcript has 6 exons. Gene Ontology annotation, molecular function: protein kinase binding. Lineage: Eukaryota; Metazoa; Chordata; Actinopteri; Cichliformes; Cichlidae. Bases 697 to 3237 code for a protein of 846 amino acids.